Entrophospora candida is the source of this 176-nucleotide messenger RNA. The record is from the annotation of a GenBank genome assembly. NCBI's taxonomy places the organism in Eukaryota, Fungi, Glomeromycota, Glomeromycetes, Entrophosporales, Entrophosporaceae.
AAUGUGAAACCCCAAUUCCAAUUUUAAACAUUUUGAAUGCAAUUGAUUGGAGUGCAAAAGCAUGGGAAAAUGUAACUGAUGAUGUGAUUUAUAGAUGUUGGGAAAAAACAGGUAUUCUACCUGAUAAUGAAGUUGACCAACCUAUUACUAUGGAAGUUGUUUCUGAAAUAGAAGAA